AUGCCGUGGAAGCUAAAACUUGAAGAGAAGUUCAUCAACAUGAGGAUUCAUCUCAAGACAAUCUUUGAUCAUGCUAAACACAGCAUUUUUCUCCACCAAAGAUCAACUGCAACCACUUCAGCAAAAUUAGCAGAUGUUCCCAGGGGUCACAUGGCAGUUUAUGUCGGAGAGAGCCAUAAUAAUAAGCAUCGAUUUGUGGUUCCUAUCUCUUGUUUGAAGCACCCUUUGUUUCAAGACUUGUUGAGGCAUGCAGAGGAGGAAUACAGAUUCGAUUAUCCAAUGGGGGGCCUUACUAUACCAUGCAGUGAGACUUCAUUUCUACGUGUCACUUCUCACUUGAAUGUCACUGCAAUUAAUAAAGGAGGAUUACAAGUCUAG
Messenger RNA from Nicotiana tabacum (common tobacco), 378 nucleotides. The record is from RefSeq and is a predicted model, not a curated record. Lineage: Eukaryota; Viridiplantae; Streptophyta; Magnoliopsida; Solanales; Solanaceae.